Molecule: messenger RNA, 2271 nt
Organism: Babesia ovata
Lineage: Eukaryota; Apicomplexa; Aconoidasida; Piroplasmida; Babesiidae
Product: peptidase family M3 containing protein
Exons: 7
Coding region: 1-2271 (756 amino acids)
Biological process (GO): peptide metabolic process; proteolysis
Cellular component (GO): mitochondrion
Molecular function (GO): metalloendopeptidase activity
Source: RefSeq, a predicted model, not a curated record
AUGCAGCUCCUACGACGUACAACAGCUACCAUUAGUUACGCGAAGGGUUAUGCUAAAGCAGUAGUUUCUUUGAGCACGUUACGGCCGAUUUUUUCGGCCGUACGUAAGGGUGGAGUAUGCAUCAGCUUAUGUAGGUCACCUCCCCCCUCAUCGCAUCAUUACCGUACCUUUGUGACAUGUCCCAAAGUUGAGCGUUCGCUAUUAUACCUGGGAGCUAAGACUCCAUCUGAUUUAGUUCGCAUAGGUCAAGAAGCCGUUGCCGCUUCAUCUGACAUCUUUGCUGAUGUGCUCAAUCGGUCUCGGGGUGGUGACGUGGAUGGCAGGGAUUUGGUAUACACGAUCGAUCACAUAUCCAACACGCUGUGUCUGGUAGCGGAUCCGUGUGAACUGUUGCGACACGUCCACCCUGACGAUGAGUGGCGUGCCGCUGCCAAUGCGACUGUCGAGGAAGUCUCGGCAUUCAUAAGCCGCGUCAAUAUCGACGAAAAGAUGUACGAUAUAAUGACGGAUGCUUACGCCAAAUGUGGUGCCCACAUAAACAAGGAAGAGAUGCUAGUGUUCAGUCACAUGAUCGAGUCGAUGCGCAACCAGGGGGUGGGACUUCGUUCUUCUGAAAAGGCCGAGUAUUUAGAUCUACAGAGUGCAGAGGCGACACUAUCCUACGAUCUGUCUGACAGCAGCGCCUUAAAGCAUGCAGCGAUUCCGUCUAUAAACGGCCGCGCAAUCCCAAGAAAUGCAGCAGUAUAUUCUUACAUUCUUCGCAACUCACCUGAGGAGCAAGUGCGUCGCAUGAUUUGGGAGGCCCAGACAAAGAGCGACCCCGGCACGUUGAGCAAACUGCUACGUCUACAUGCAAUUCGUAGCAAGAUAUCGCAAAUACGAGGCUUCCCCAGCUUCGCUCACUGCGCGCAGAGGGAAUGCAUCCUCAAUGAGCCCGAGUCUGUGGAGAAAUUCCUACGCAAAUCUGCAUCGUCACUGAAGCAAAGGCUAUCUUUGGAGCUGCAAGAGCUUUUGGAUCUUAAGAGGUCGCAAACAUCGGCAGAUGCGUCGUUGCAACCGUGGGACUUGGAUUAUCUCAUUGGCGCAGAACGUGACAAGCUUGGAAUACAGUUGAGAGUGAGUUCCGUGAUCACGUACUUCGAGCGACUGCUCCAUGAUCUCUUCGGCAUUUCAUUGGUGCGCGACACUUCGGAACCGCUGUGGCAUCCGCUAGUUGCCAAGUACCUCUUGGUAAAAUCUAUCGGUCCCAACACAGAUACAUCGUUCAACGGAGAGAGAACGACGGAUAUAAGAGCGGAGAAUGCUACUAAGAAUAACGAUGUGGGUGAGAAGCAGGUGGAGGUGGCACAUCUCUACAUGGACCUAUUCGCCCGUGAUGGGAAGGCCAACGUCUGCGCCCAGUUCACUGUUAGGUGUUCCAAACUGCUAGGCUACCGGAACGGUGAUACAGAUGGUGUAAGUCCACUUCCAAGUGCGAUCGCUGGCCUAAAUAGUACUGACGGCCACCAAUAUGUGACUACGGAAUGCGCUGAUGGGUCGAUUCGUCAGUUUCCUGCCACAGCGGUUGUUUGCAGCUUCCCCGCCGAUCCUCAAUACUCCGAUAUAUCCAGCGCGCUUAAUGGCACAUACAUCGACGCGCAAUCUGCACAAACUCUGUUCCACGAGUUGGGCCACACCGUACAUGCACUGUGCAGCCGUACCGACCUGCAGCACCUGUCAGGCAACAGGGGCGGUGUGGACUUCGCGGAAUUUUCAUCGCAUCUAUUUGAGUUAUACUUCAUUGAUGGGUUACGGGAUAUAUGCAAGAUUGAAGGUCUUGAUUCGGAGUCAGCGGCGAAGGCAGAACUUUCAUUCCGCAAGUACAGUGCUAUAGAGACCGGUCGCAUGACGCUGUUGGCACUUCUCGACCUUAAGUUCUAUACGUUGAACAGUGAACUCAGCGUCUCCGGCAUAGAUGACCUGUACAAGUCAGUAGACGUCUUCGAUGAGGAGUUCGGAUCUAGUAAGGUCUCACGGCUGCUGGGUCUGCCCGCCCUGAGCAAUUUUGACCACCUGAUUCCCUACGGCGGCACGUAUUUCUGUUACUUGUAUUCGAGGGUGCUGGCUAUAAAGGUCUGGCGUACAUUUGAGGGCUUUAGCCGAAGCCGAGCAACUGGAGACCGGCUCUACGCAUUCUUCGAGAAGGGAUCUACGGAUGCAUCUAUAAAUCCGUUGAAUGAGUUGGCUGGUAGAGAUCUGGCAGCCAUGGAAGACGAGCUGUUCCUAGACUGA